Molecule: messenger RNA, 2283 nt
Organism: Bemisia tabaci
Lineage: Eukaryota; Metazoa; Arthropoda; Insecta; Hemiptera; Aleyrodidae
Product: pyridoxal phosphate phosphatase PHOSPHO2
Molecular function (GO): phosphatase activity
Source: RefSeq, a predicted model, not a curated record
GACCCCUUAUCACUUAUGUCACUUGGCUUAUCAACAAAACACGCACGUGCCUGUCAGAAAGGAAAGUAAAGUACUUAAACAAAGCCAGAUUUUUUCAUGCUAAAAAUAUUUGGCAACUUUAAUAACUUCAAAUUCAUUUGAAUCUUCAAGAAUGUAAUGAGUGAUGUCACUUCAAUACUUGUAAACCUCUCUGUACCUAUAACUUCUGUGCUUAGUCACUCAGUCAUUUGUUCGCCACAGCCUUGGUACCAAGGUUUGUACUGUACUCAAUUUCGCCGUCCGAAUUUCUUCAAUUUCCUGAUUGUCUCUAGAUUGUGCUCUCCUUUACUUACUGCGUUUAUACUUCGUGAUUAUCUCCACACCUUACAAUCUGUGGAUGUUCAAUUUCUCAUGUGUAGUUCCGUAGUUCCUUUACCUGGAGUCUGUGAUUGGUAAACUGACAAUGAAAUUAUUGAUAGCGUUUGAUUUUGACCAUACUGUUGUAGACGCCAAUACUGAUAUAGUCGUAAGGAAACUGGUCCACGACUCUAAAAUUCCUGACUCUACCCGUGAAAUUUCCAAAAAGCAUGGCUGGACUGCCUACAUGCGUGAAAUUUUUAAAAUUUUGCGUCGGAAUGAUGUAACACCAAAAAAAAUUGUUGAAUCAGUUCAAAAGAUUCCACCAGUGUCCGGAAUGGUAGAAUUGUUUAAAUUUUUAAAAUGCAAUAACUGUGAUGUAAUCAUAAUUUCGGACUCAAAUUCAGUUUUCAUUUCUGAUUGGUUGAAACAUUACGGCUUGAGUGAUCACGUUAGUGCUGUUUUUACAAACCCUGCAUAUUUUGAUGAAUCUAACUUAUUACAUAUUGAAAUGUAUCAUGAGCAGCAUUCCUGUAAGCUGUCUGCAAUUAAUUUAUGUAAAGGUGCGAUACUAGAACAGUAUAUUAGUGAUCAAUCAGACAAAGGUGUAUCGUUUGAUGUAAUAGCAUUUGUAGGUGAUGGGAAGAAUGACCUAUGUCCAUCCUUAAGACUAAAAGAGAAAGAUUUAAUUUUUGCACGUGAAGGGUAUGUAUUAAAGGACAUUCUAACUAAACCAGAGAGUGAUCAUAAAGCUUCUCUUCACUCAUGGAGUACUGCGUACGAUAUCAAGAAAGUGCUAUCAUCACAAGUCUUUCACAACACCGAUCUCAUGUAAAUCUUGAAAGUACAGAUUGUGACCCAAAAGUGACUCAAUUUAAUAAUUAGGAAUAUUGGGAGUCAUUUCCCUAACAGGGGUGGGUGCAAGUUGAUAGACAUACUUUUACAAGAGUAUGGUAUUGUCUGGCUGACAAAAAUACCCACAUUUCCAACUACAUCCUUCAAAAUGAUGAGAUGCAACCAUGUGGUGCUUUAGAAGAAUUUCAGUACAGAUGUACUUCUUUCAACUAAGUACAAUAAACUGCACCUUAUCACAUAUCAUUAGCCGUAUUUGUUAUGUUUAAUCAUGUUGGAUGAGUUCCUGCCUGGUAUAAGGGUUCCUCGUAUAAUACGACUGUGAUACAUGGCAGAACUAUUUAGUGGCAAGGUGUUAGUCUAAUGGAACCUCAACACUGUGACAGAAUUAUUAAGCAAUAUUCCAACUCAAAACAGGCUAUUUUACAUAAAUAUUGUUAGAAAUACUGAUUGUAAUAAAGCUGGCACCAUUUUGGAAUGGAUCAGAGCUAAAAGAGGCUACAGAUUGAUUUCUAGAAAAAUAUAUUUUUGUUACUUUCAAUUUUGAAAAAAAAAUCAAGUAAAAAACAAAGGAGGUAAUAAGAAACUUUAAAAUAACAAAGUAACAGCUACAAAAAGAACUUAAAUUUGUUGGAGAAGUUCACUUGAUCUUAUUAAAUUACACUCUUUAUUUUCAUUUACAAGUAAGUAACUAGUUGACUAGCUGAAGUGGCACAUAGUUACUGUAAAAUUCUUUGGUUCAUAUGUAACAUAUUAUAAAUGUUUUUCACUCUAUCUCCCAUCAUUCAUUAAAAAAUUAUGCAAACACCUUUUCUGAUGUACAAUUCCCAGAAUUGAAAAAACAAUUAUUUUCUCUGAUUUUAAAUAAACGACUCUGGAGCUUUUUACAGUGAGACAGGUGCAUAGACGACCUACUGUAUUAAGACAGCCAAUGUUGACACCUGGAUGAUGGUGAAAAAGGAAUUUUUUUAAUCUCAUGUAACAAUGUCUAAAACUAAGAAUUAGAAGUAUAUCUUUGUUUACUUUUGAAAGAUCAAAUCAUGUUUUUAAGUAUAGAAUGGAUUUCUCUUUUUAAUAAAUUUAUAUGCAGCUCUA